Boeremia exigua is the source of this 4569-nucleotide messenger RNA. RefSeq lists its product as uncharacterized. Gene Ontology annotation, molecular function: transcription coregulator activity; DNA-binding transcription factor activity, RNA polymerase II-specific; histone demethylase activity. Gene Ontology annotation, biological process: protein demethylation; regulation of transcription by RNA polymerase II. The record is from RefSeq and is a predicted model, not a curated record. Lineage: Eukaryota; Fungi; Ascomycota; Dothideomycetes; Pleosporales; Didymellaceae. The transcript is spliced from 3 exons. Bases 1 to 4569 code for a protein of 1522 amino acids.
AUGCGCCGUAUAACCUGCUUCAAGGCGCAGCACCCGCUGCCUGCGGCGCGCCCUGCGACCCCGCCGCCGCCGCCGUUUGAGCCGCUGUCGCCCGCUCUGCCGCCGGCGACGCGCGCGCUCCCACCGCUGCCGCAGCCUCCGCCGCAGCCACACCCGGCCCACGCCUGGGCCCCGGGCUCGCCCAUCGCAGCCCUCGCCGACGCUGCCGUUGCCUCGCAGCACGCCAGCCCGCCGCACGUCGACCACGCGCGCCGCGCCUCGUACGCUGCACCCUCGCCCGCGUCCCGCGCCCUCGCCCAGCCGCACGCCGACCGCGCCCCGGCCCUCGCCUUCCCCGCCUACACGUACGACGAGCGCCCGUCCAAGCGCGCGCGCUCCGAGUUCUACAGCGCCUCGUCGCCCACGUACGGCCUGCAGCACUCGCGGCCCGCCACGAGCCACAACCCGGGCUGGGCCUACAACGUCGAGCACAUGGUGGACACGGGCAUGCGCAUGUACCAGGACGCCGCGCCCCACCCCAAGCAGGAGCACAACCCUGACAAACGCUUGUCUGACGCUCAGCUGCUGCUCGACUUCUUCCAGGUCUCGGCCCACACCGCCCAGACGCCGCCCUCGACGGCCAAGCGGUUGAGCGUCUCGCAGGUCGCCCCGCCCUAUCCACAGCAAUACCCCCCGCUGCCCUCUCCCCACCUCGCACAGCACCUGCCCGUCCCGGUGAGUCCGCACGCCGUGGCUGCGCAGCACGCGGUCCACCAUGCGCCGCUGCCCCGUCCCUCUGACGUCGCGCACGUCCCAGACCCGCCCUCGCUUCCCGCCCACGUUACAUUGCCUGCGCCCGCCGUCCAGACACGCACACCGCCGGAAGACAGCUCCGCCGCGCACCCUCCACCUCCAAUGUCCAACACUGCCACCUCAGAAGACGCAAAGCCGAAAAAGCACCAGGGCUGGCCCAAGGGCAAGCCGCGCGGCCCCCGCAACACCCCCUCCAGCAGCAGGAGGAAGAAGGCCGCACCCAAAUCCAAGAGCGCGUCUUCAACUAGCUCCAAGGGCGCCGCUGAUCGCGCUCCAUCGCCGCUGAGCAAUGGCGUCUCCGCGACCGCAAGCGCGUCUGGCGCGUCGUCCACCACCAUCACGCCGCCUUAUGACCAGCCAUUCGGCGCGCGUCGCCGCUCCUUCUCGAGUUCUUUUUUAGCAUUGCCGACCACUGAUAUACCUUCUGCAGCUGUGCGCGCCCGGUCUGCUCCACUCCAGACGCUGCUCACCACAGCACCACCGGCCGUCGAAACGAUUCGGCGGCCCAAAGCCCAGCAGGUCGCCGAGCCAGACCUCAUAUGCGCCUCGUGCAAGUCGUCCGACUCGGAGGUCAAAGUUGGUGACGGCGAGCAGUGGAUCGGAUGCGAUGGUUGCAAGGAGUGGUACCACUAUGCGUGCGCUGGGUUCAACAGCGAGCGCGAGGUACGAGACGUGAAUAAGUUCUACUGCGAGCCGUGUAGACCCAAAUUCGGUCAAACAACGAAGGUUCGCAAAUCUGUCAGAGCUCACACUACCGUUGAUUACGCCGGCUUGAACCAGGGCCUCCUGAGAACAUCCGACGACAAUCCCGAGCACCACUACAUCGCCGCUUUCAAGAACGGAGACCUCACGUUCACGCCCGAAACAUUCGCACGCAUGCCGCCUGAGCUGGUCUCGGCCGACUACAUGGAGAAGAGCAACGGCUUCCGCGAGCCCAUCCUCAUACCCGGCGCCUUCAAUCCUCGCCCUUGGUCGACGUCCGACUCAGCUCCUGAAUCCGCCACAUCCAGCGAACAGCCCCAGUCGGCGCACGACGAAGCAGAUGACAUCUUCGAAUACGAAACGAUCGCCGACGACGGACAAGACAAGCUGGGCAUGGUCAUACCACAAGGUCUGACCGUUCGUCGCGUUGCUGAGCUAUAUGGACCGAACGAGACGGUGCCAGUCAUCGACGUCAAGGCGCAAGAGGGCGAGGCCAAAAAGUGGACCAUGUCAAAGUGGGCAGACUACUACGAGCAACAAGGCGAAAAGCCGGUGCGGAAUGUCAUCAGCCUGGAAGUCUCGCGAAGCCGGCUAGGCAAGCUGAUUCAGCGGCCACAGGUUGUGCGAGAUAUGGACCUGCAAGACUCUGUGUGGCGCGAAGACGACAAGUUUGCGCCGCCGCCUGUGCAGUUCUACUGUCUGAUGUCCGUCGCGGACUGCUUCACAGAUUUCCACAUCGACUUUGGUGGUUCGUCAGUCUACUACCACAUCGUGAAGGGCAAGAAAGUCUUCUUCUUCAUUCCACCAACGAAACAGAACAUGAAGAAGUACGAAGAUUGGUGCCUCUCGCCCAAUCAAGGCCACGACUGGCUUGGCAAGCAAGUCAAGGAGUGCUAUCGCGUGGAUCUUUAUCCUGGAGAUACUAUGUUGAUUCCAUCCGGCUGGAUCCAUGCCGUCUGGACACCAGAGGACAGCCUGGUCAUUGGUGGCAACUUCCUGACUCGCAUACAUUACGGCAUGCAGUUUCAGGUCCUGGAAGUCGAGAAGAGUACCAAAGUGGCUCAGAUGUUCCGUUACCCGUUCUUCCAGAAGAUCAUGUGGUUGACAGUCAUCAAAUAUCUCGAAGAGGAUCCAGUCCCCAACGCAGUGCAGGAGCUUCUGCAGAGAGGCGAGCAGUUCCAGCGCGACAUACCCAUAUAUUGCGAGCCCGACAAGUUCGGCCACAACUCGCAUCUUGGCCCGGCGAACUACAACAGACGGUACUACCCCAAACACGAACUCGAAGGACUCACGGAUGUGUUGAAUUACAUCCACAGGACUGUCAUGAUAUCGCUGGACAAGAUCGAGAUGCCGCAAAGGACACGCAACGCAGUCACAAAAUCGAUACCGAAGGGUCAUGGCGAUCCAGUUGUCCUAGAACGCCACUUCGCCAUGUUCAUCGCGUGGAAGCGUGGCAACGAAACCAUUCCAGCUUGGGCUAUCUCUGAUAUCCCACUGUCCGUACUAGUUGAGGUAGACGAGAAACGAUCGACGGUUUCUCCGAUGAAGCAGGUUGAACAAGAGCCCCAACAUGAGUUUCCGGAGAUGCACUUGGACAGACUACCAGAAUCUGUCCAGACAUACGACGCAUCGCCACCAGUCCAAUUUGACCCCAAUUAUAUGGUCGACACCAACGCUAUGGCCGAACCUGUUACGCCCUCUUCUGCUGCUCCCAUGACCGGGUUUCUCCGUCCCAGCGCGAACAAUCCUCACAUUACCACCCCGAAGACAUCUCAGCUGGGCCCGAAGCGUGUUGCUUGCGAUGCCUGCCGGAAGAGACGGAUCAGAUGCAAGCACAAGGACGAGCUUGUAGACUCUUCAAAGCCUGGCAUGCACACCAUUGACCUCUCUGGCUCGUACGGUAUCUCUGUCAAACGCCGUCUGAGCGACCACUCCAUCGUCGAUGGUCACACGGCCACUGCGGCUGGUCCUGUGAAUGGUGGACCCAUCAUGGCUGACGUGAAUGGCGACCCUUACGCUUUGAAGUCUGGUCGAGUCAAAGCAUGUGCCGAUUGUCGCAAGAGCAAGCGCCGUUGCAUACACGACGAAUACGGCAACGUCGAUCCCAUCAAGGCAAAUGAAGUUCCUGUGCCUCGUGGCUCUGCAGCAAAACGACGACGUGUCAGCGAAGACGAUACGACUACGAUGUCUAAGAGGGUGAAGCAGGAGUCUUCCAUUGACGAAGGCGGGUUCAGCAACGGGCAUCAUCCGCGUCAUUCCCAAUUCAACAUGGGUGGCUCUUUACUUCAAGACAUCGCGUACUCCGCUCAGCAAGCACUCGGGCCAGAUGACGAGCCUAUGCCUAUCGACCCAGCACUCCAGGGAUACUCCCACGAUGAGUACCCUUCAACUAGCAUGCCGCCCUCUUACUCACAGACAGGCGACAUGAUCAUGUCCUCCAUCGAGCAGCAGCGUGGUAGUCACGAACCAAUGGAUGGUGUCCAGUACCCGACAACAAACGGUCAAGGGCCUAGUGUUGAGCCGCUCACCCCAGGGCCACUGCCGUAUCUCGAGCCAAGGCAGCAGGGGAACAGUCGCCGCCGGAUGAACGGCUAUAUGCCUUACCCUCCAGCACAACACGAUGCAGUUCGCCCGAUAUCCUCCCCAGUAUCGCCUCGCCACGUGCGAGCUCCAUCACCAACCUCGCCUACCACCAUCCACAACUUGUUCACAACCGGCUCCGACUUCAUUGCUCCUGUCACACCUACCGCACCUCAACGCACUGUGCCAUCCUCGACCCACAAGUCUGCCCAGCGCAGCAGCCGCACGCCCAAGACCACCCCCGGCGGCCGGCGCCGCGACAGCAAAGACAGUGUCAAGCUCGAGCAGGGCCUGAGUAUGGCCAUGACGCUCGGCAUGGGCAUCAACCUCGACUUCAUCGACCCCAACCUCGACCAGGCCAGCCGCGACCUCAUCAAGCAGCUGCAAGCCGAGGAGCACGGGCUCCGCAGGCGCAGUCGCGGCGAGACCUCGGCCGCGUCGCCGUCGCACCCGCCGCCGCAACUCACGCCCACGCGCGCCCAGGCCGGCGUGUGA